Messenger RNA from Aspergillus ochraceoroseus IBT 24754, 1240 nucleotides. Its product is annotated as aldo/keto reductase family protein. Bases 112 to 1101 code for a protein of 329 amino acids. Lineage: Eukaryota; Fungi; Ascomycota; Eurotiomycetes; Eurotiales; Aspergillaceae. Gene Ontology annotation, cellular component: cytoplasm. The record is from RefSeq and is a predicted model, not a curated record. The transcript has 3 exons.
CGACGGCGGAUGAUGAAAUGACAUUGUACUCCGUACAUAGAGGGGUUUAUAUAUAGGUAAACUGCAUCCUGCUUCUCUACGCUCUCAAUAACCAGAAUAUAACAUAACAAAAUGCCUCAACUCUCCAACAAAGAAGUAGGCCCUAUUGGCUUCGGUCUAAUGGGAUUGACCUGGCGCGCUAAGCCCUGCUCCCAAGAGCAAGCCUUUGAAACUAUGCGUGCAGCACUCAAGAACGGAUGCAACUUGUGGAAUGGCGGCGAAUUCUAUGGAGCACCCGAAUACAACAGCCUGGUACUCCUAGAGCGCUACUUCGAAAAAUACCCCGAAGAUACUGAGAAAGUCAUUCUAAACAUCAAGGGUGGUGCAACUCCCAAGUCGCCCAUGCCAGAUGGCUCGCCCGAGAAUACGCGCCGGACUCUCGACGAUUGUAUGGCCCAACUCAAGGGGCGGAAGGAAAUUGACCAGUUUGAGUUUGCCCGCCGUGAUCCGACCGUGCCCAUGGAAGUUACUUUCGGCGUGAUGAAUAAGGAAUAUGUGGAUACGGGGAAGAUUGGAGGAAUUGCGUUAUCGGAGGUUCGCGUUGAGACGAUCCAUGAGGCAGUUAAACAUACCAAGAUUCAGGCGGUGGAGGUUGAGUUAUCGCUUUUCUCUACCGAUGUCCUUGAAAACGGGGUCGCAGCCGCAUGCGCCCAAUACAACAUCCCGCUCAUCGCCUACUCCCCCAUCGGGCGAGGCAUGCUAACCGGUCAGAUUAAGAAGCUCGAAGACAUCCCUGAGGAUUCCAUGAUGCGGAGAUACCCGCGGUUCCAACCAGGGAACUUCGAAAUCAACCUACAACUGGUGGAGCAAGUCGAAGCUAUGGCCACAAAGAAAGGAUGCACGCCUGCCCAGCUUGCUAUCAACUGGGUAAGAGCGCUGUCCAGGCGUCCAGGGAUGCCUACUAUCAUUCCUAUUCCGGGGGCUACCACGGUGGAGCGGGUGGAGGAGAACAGCAAGUUGAUUGAGCUUACGGAUGAGGAGAUGGAGGAGAUUGAUACAACUUUGGCAAAGUUUACGACGGCCGGUGAGAGAUAUCCGGCCGCUAUUCCUAUGAAUACUUAGAUCUGGUCCAGAUAUAUUGAGCUUUUGUGCUGGGCACGCUGUCAACUAAGCAUCACACAAGGGGCUGUGUCGAUUUAUACCUAGGUAACCUCUACCACUAAAUUAAACUACUAUAGCAUACUCUCCAACUAGUAGUUUC